Molecule: messenger RNA, 2694 nt
Organism: Leptinotarsa decemlineata (Colorado potato beetle)
Lineage: Eukaryota; Metazoa; Arthropoda; Insecta; Coleoptera; Chrysomelidae
Product: sulfhydryl oxidase 1
Biological process (GO): protein folding
Cellular component (GO): Golgi membrane
Molecular function (GO): flavin-dependent sulfhydryl oxidase activity; protein disulfide isomerase activity
Source: RefSeq, a predicted model, not a curated record
AAAUUUAGGUUAACCUCAAAUUUUGUACAUCAAAUAUUUCAAUCAAGUCGUGAAGCCAAGGGGGUAUGUAGAUCAUGCCAUCACCGAUAAAUCACUCAUAAAUUUCAUCUGCUGCAAUUUCUCUCCAUUGGUCAUAAAGUUAUUAGUGAGAAAUACAAUUUGGAAGAUUGAUCUAUAAAUUUUGGGCCUGCAGAAUCAAAGAACUUGAAAAUAGAUAAAUGUUUUAAUAUUUUUUAAAAAUUUAAAUCAGUCAAAGAAUUAAAUCAGGUGUAAAAAGUUGACUUAGUCAUAUAUAGAAAUACCAUUGUUCUAAACUAUUUAUGAUUCAAAGGUCAUUAGGAGCACUGAGUGUCAAGGUGAACUUCUCUAGUUGUAGAGUGCUGGAAAAAUUUAAUGAAGUAAUAAACCGUUGAGUAUAAGUUAUAAGUGGGGAAAUGAUUUCAACAAAAGCAAUCAUUUAAAUUCUGAACCUGUGCAAGUAACAAGUUACUUUUUAGUUUUGUGUUGAGUUUCCUCAAAAGUUAUAAUGGAAAUUAGUUUUUUUAAAUUCAAUCUCUACAUUACACUACUAUUUGUGCUGAUAGAUUUAUCAAUUAGUGCAGUAAUGAGAGAAAUAAACAAUUCUAAUAGCACCAUUUAUGAGCAAGGCUUAUACUCUUUGCAAGAUGAAGUGGAAAUCUUAACAAAUCAAAAUUUCAAUAAAUCAAUUUUUGGUAGUGAACGAGCAUGGAUGGUAGAAUUUUAUAGCAAUUGGUGUGGAUAUUGUCAAAGGUCUGCUCCAAUAUAUAAAGCUUUCGCAGUUGAUGUAAAGAAUUGGAAUGAUUUAGUAGGAGUUGGAGCCCUGGAUUGUGCAAAUGAAGAGAAUUCACCUGUUUGCACUUAUUAUGGAAUAUCGAAGUAUCCCACAUUCAAAUACUUCCCUGAACAGUUUAUGGCAGAUUCAGAAAACUUAGGAAUUCGAUUAGAAGCAGACUCCCAUACAAAUGUAAGCGAACAUAGAAGAAAUCUUGUUACUCAUAUGGUGAAAGAACAAUUUGAGGGUAGAGGUAAAAUGCUUCCCAAUUUGAAACCCUUCAAUUACACAGAUAUUUCUAAAAUAUUUGAAACACAACGAGGUAAUCCAAUCUAUGCAUUUUUAAUUGUACAAGAACCACAUGAUGACGUUGGGGCUUCCAUCACUAUGGAUUUCCAUGAAGUUAAAGAUAUAGUGGUGAGGUAUUCUUAUGUCAAUGAUACAAAGCUCAAUAAAGACCUCUUUCCUGCUUUGUAUGCCUUAGAAAAAGGGGGUAUAUUAGAAUUUCUGAGUAUACCAUCAGCAGCCAGAGAGGGCUUUCAGAUGAAAAUCAGUCAAUAUUUAAUGGCAAAAAAUGUUACUGUUCCUAAGUUUUCUACUAGCCUUAACUUGAGUGGAAAUAGGACCAAGCCACAAUCAUUGAAUAUUUCUGACAAUGAAGUUCAACUGAGAGAAAAAAUCAGGCAGAUGGGAGAUGUUGUUUUUCAAGUGGAUUUUGAGAGUGUUCUUCGCCAGUCUUUGAAACAAGAGGUGGGCAGAGUAAAAGAAGUCACAUUGGAAAAACUUGAAGCACUCAAAAAAUAUAUAAGCAUUCUAGAGAAAUAUUUUCCUUUUGGUGAAAAUGGGAAGAAACUUUUAUCCAAGAUUAAAAGUGAUGUAUUUUCGAAUGAAACUGUGAAAGGUACAAGUAUCAGUAAAUUGGUGAAAGAUGCCGAACAUCCUAGUCAGCGAGUUUUUUCUUCUUCAAAGCAGUGGUUGGCAUGUAGAGGUAGUACUCCUCAUUCUCGUGGUUAUCCUUGUGGUAUGUGGAAGCUGUUCCAUUACUUAACGGUGAAUGUAGCAAAUUGUGAAUCUAUGAAAAAAAAUUCGAAUCCCAAAGUUGUAUUGGAAGCUAUGCAUGGCUACAUCAAAUAUUUUUUUGGCUGUGAGGAUUGUAGCAACCAUUUUUUAGAAAUGGCAGAAAGGCGCAGCUUGAAUAAGGUUGCUUCUUGGAAUGAAAGUAUUCUUUGGUUAUGGAGAGCACACAAUGAAGUAAACAAUCGAUUAUCUGGAGAUACUACAGAAGAUCCAGAGUAUCCUAAAGUGCAGUUCCCUACAGCAGAUCAUUGCCCUCACUGUUAUGAAGAAGACCAUUCUUGGAAUGAAGCUGAGGUUCUCUCUUACCUUCAGACAAUGUAUGACAAUGAAAAUAUAAAAUAUAUGGGUGUUGAUCCACAAGUUCUUCACUUGGACAUGUUGCCAAGUUCGGCUUCCAUCAGUCUUCAAGUGGCAAAUGUUUAUCUGGUACUGUCAGCAUCUCUGGUUUUAUGGAGUUUGAGAAGAGGAUAAUCAUCAUUCAGUAAUGUUUAAUAUACAAGUUAAUAUUUCCUCAGAUAUAUAAUAACUAAUUAUGAACUUUCAUGUACUAGAUGUCAGUAUUAUGGAAAAAGCCUUUUUUUAUUUUUUUGACCUCAAUAUACUCAGUGAUAACAGUUAUAUAUUCCUUUUACUCAUUUUUGAAACAUUUUUUUAUAUUGCUUAUUUUUAUACACAUUUUGUAUAUUUUAUAUAAUUUGUCAAAAAUUAAAUGCAUGCUUCCUUAUGUACUUUUUACAUUAUUCAGAUGCAUUUAUUAAAAUAUUACCCUUUGUGAUAAAACGUGACUUAAAAUGAAUAAUAAAAUAAAUGAUUUUUAAAAUAAA